Microplitis demolitor is the source of this 2071-nucleotide messenger RNA. RefSeq names its product GPI mannosyltransferase 3 (gene PIG-B). Gene Ontology annotation, cellular component: endoplasmic reticulum membrane. Bases 220 to 1692 code for a protein of 490 amino acids. Gene Ontology annotation, molecular function: alpha-1,2-mannosyltransferase activity. The record is from RefSeq and is a predicted model, not a curated record. Gene Ontology annotation, biological process: GPI anchor biosynthetic process. Lineage: Eukaryota; Metazoa; Arthropoda; Insecta; Hymenoptera; Braconidae. The transcript has a single exon.
AUGUAAACAAAGGAUUAUAACCUUUAGUGUAUUCAUAAAAGCUAUUGUUAAAAGUUAAAAUGUGAUCGAAUUUCCAAGAAGGAUUUUAGGAUUAAAUAAAAUUUAAUCACCUGGCAACCAAGCCAGUGAUGAAUAUUAGUUCGGUUAGUAACUUUAGUUCAAUCGAGACUGUCCUGGCGAACGGAUCUGUCAAGACUACUGAAUUAAAAAUUAUCAAAGAUGCAGUUAAACUUUGGAAGAUCGAUUGAACUUUCUGUUCUGGGUUUUUUCAUUUUUAUAAAAUUACUUUCUAUUUAUCUUGUGAGAACUUUUUACGUCGCUGACGAAUAUUGGCAGUCUUUGGAAGUUGCUCAUCAUAAAGUAUUUGGAUAUGGUUAUCUCACGUGGGAAUGGGACUACAAUAUUCGCAGCUACAUAUAUCCAUUCAUCAUCUCCAACAUCUACAAAGUGCUUGCCAUCAUAAAAUUGGACUAUCCGUCAAUGAUAAUCUAUUCACCGAGAGUAUUUCAAGCUAUUUUGAGUGGAUAUGCUGAAUACCGAUUUUACUUAUGGCAUAAGAAUGAUGCUACAAUGUUAUAUCUAUUUAUGAAUCCAUUCUGGAUUUAUUGUGCUUCCAGGACACUUACCAAUACCAUGGAAACUUGUUUGACGAUGAUAACUUUAUCAGUAUUCCCGUGGGACAAUGAACGGAAAUAUGGAUCACAGUAUCUCUGGUUAGUUGGAUUCAUGUGUUUCAUCAGACCUACAGCAGCUAUUAUGUGGGCUCCUUUGUGCUUAUAUCAUAUCUACACCAGCAACAAGACCAUUUUACAGCUCAUAAGAGAUUAUGUACUCAUCGGAUUGUGUACUUUUACCAUUGCAACUGCAAUAGACAGCUACUACUAUGGCAAAUUUGUGAUAACUCCGUGGGAAUUUUUCAAAAUUAAUGUCUUGACCGAAGUCGCCAGUCACUACGGAGUGGAACCCAGUUAUUGGUAUUUAUUAAAUGCAUUGCCAGUCUUUUUACUCGUUAAAAUAUUUAUUUUACCUAUUUCAAUAUACCAAAUUAUUAAGACUCAAAAGAUAAAUUCAAAGCCCGUAAUAACUCUAGGAAUUGUCUUAUGGACAAUCACAAUAUAUUCAAUGUUACCGCAUAAAGAGCACCGUUUUAUUUUACCAUUGUUACCAUUGUUAAUCUACAUAUGCACAUGUUUCGAAUAUCCAAAGAGUGUUAGCAUAACAAUGAAGAAAGUUGUUAAUGUAAUUAUGUACCUCAUGAAUUUAAGUGUGCUAAUUUAUAUUGCUAUGAUUCAUCAAUAUGCAUCGUUACAAAUUAUGAGUUAUUUGGGAGAUGAAAUAAGUAACAGUACAGCAAAUGUCGACGUGAUGUUUUUAACUCCUUGUCAUUCAACGCCAUUCUACAGUCAUGUUCAUGAGAACAUUCCAAUGGAAUUUUUAACAUGUGAGCCAAAUUUGAAUAAUCAAGAAAAUUAUCAAGACCAAGCUGAUAUAUUCUUCAGUAACCCCAUGGAUUGGAUUGAAAAUCGUUAUUCAAACUCGUCGUUACCUAAAUUAUUGGUAAUGUAUGAUAAUCUGGUUCCUCAAAUUGGAAAAUUUUUGGAUGAUAAUUACCGUCUUGUCGUUGAAUUAUUUGAUACGUACCACCCUUCACCUAAUCGUGGUAAUUUCCUUUUUUUGUAUAAACUAAAGUGAAAAAUUACAGUUGAUUGUAUAAAAAUGACGAUACUUUUUAAAUUGUUAAUUUUUAAUUUUAUAUACAUACAAAUCAAUUUAAAAACAUUUUGUACAAACUCGAGUAAAAGAAUUUUAAAUGCUUGCAAAAAUAUACAUUUUUUUUUUUUUUUUUUUUUUUUUUAAGUUAUUAAUUUAUCAAUAUUUUGUAUCAACUCGUAACAUACACUAUAAAUUUUUUGUAAAAAAUAAAUAUCAUUUUUCAACUAUUUUACAAGUUCAUAAAUAUGUUUCUAAUAAACAUACGUAAAAAUUCUGUUAUUUAAAAAAAACUUUCAUUUUUUUGUAAAUAAAAGAUAUUUUUAUAAGACUAAAUAAAAUUUCCUAAUCAAAUAAUAUU